AUGAUGCUCUCCAAUCACUUGAUGGCUUUGACAGCCGUUAUUGGGCUCGCCCGUGCUGUUCUUCCCGCCAGAGCCGCCAUUCCCACCAAAGUCAACGGGGCGGACUACAACAAGCCCAAUGCCGGCCCACCAGCGGCUUGGUUUUCAGGUGACUCUUCGCUGCCAGUAUCAAAGGUAGCCGCAGCCGCCGCCAAGGCCUCGAAGGUACCGAAAGAUGCGUCCUAUGUUCUCUCAGAGGGGUCUUCGAAGAAGGCAACCAUCCACAGCGACUGGGCUGGAUUUUCCAAGGGAGCUGCCUAUGUUUUCGUUGCCGACAUGGACGUAGACUGUGAUGGACUCGAUUACAAAUGCGAGGGAAACCCUGACGGCCAGGACGAGACGAAUUUUGGAGCCCUCGCGGCCUAUGAGGUGCCAUUUGUUGUUAUUCCAGACAAGUUUGCAAGUGAGCAUUCUAGCGAACUUGCCGGGAACAACCUCGUCGCAGUAAUUUGCGGAGGCAAGCUCUAUUACGGCGUCUUUGGUGAUACGGACGGCGACUCGCCCGAAGAGAUUGGUGAAGCUUCAUGGUUGAUGGCUAGAACUUGUUUUCCAUCUGAGGGCCUGAAUGGCAACAAUGGACAUACGCCUGCAGACGUUACUUACAUCUUCUUCACGGGCGAAAAUUCGGUUCUUCCUAACAGCGCCAUUGGCAACAACUACGUUACCAACUUUGCUGCGCUCAAGAGCCUGGGCGACCAGUUGAUGAAAGAUCUUGUUGGAAACUUGGGCCUCUAA
Messenger RNA from Pochonia chlamydosporia 170, 774 nucleotides. RefSeq names its product fungal chitosanase. Gene Ontology annotation, molecular function: chitosanase activity. The record is from RefSeq and is a predicted model, not a curated record. The transcript is spliced from 5 exons. Lineage: Eukaryota; Fungi; Ascomycota; Sordariomycetes; Hypocreales; Clavicipitaceae. Bases 1 to 774 code for a protein of 257 amino acids.